This is a messenger RNA of Nerophis lumbriciformis (worm pipefish), 1158 nucleotides long. NCBI's taxonomy places the organism in Eukaryota, Metazoa, Chordata, Actinopteri, Syngnathiformes, Syngnathidae. The record is from RefSeq and is a predicted model, not a curated record.
AUGGCAGAAAGAAAGAGAGUGCCCGCCCAGACUGAUCAAUCCAUGGCAUUCCGUUCCCAAAAGGAGAUGUUUGAAAAGAUGGAGGAAUCUUUCAAAGUGUGUGCUCAUUGUGAGAAGAGCUCAAAUCAGCUGGCAAACCAUCAAAGCCUGAAGCGCUGUUCCAGAUGUUUGAAUGUUUAUUACUGCUGCAAGGAGUGUCAAAAGGUCAACUGGCCUAAACACAAAAAGUUCUGCCCACAAUUGCGUCUCGCAGCCAUGGACAGAGUAGUGGAAUGGCUCGUGUACAAAGGAGAUCUUCCAUUCCCUACGGGCAAAUGGUCAAAGCCCGAAUCCGAAAUCAAGAACUGGGACGACUGGCUUGCCAUGCAGGGUGAUCUUACCGCUUGCCUCGACCCCAUUUUGACAGGAGCAAACAUGGAGAAAUUGUGGAACGACGCAAGCAGGACUCGACCUGAGCAUAAAGACUUGAGCGAGUCCAUCUGGAGAGUUUGCAGUGAGUUCUUCUCCAAACCUCUCACCAUUGCCUGGGGAAUGAGGCUGUUUGGCCUGAGUCCAUAUUCUAAACCUCUCACCAUUCAUCUGGUGGGAGCUGGCCAAAGCGAGACUCUUGCUGCAAAAUUGACAGAUUACGACGAACUAAAUAAGAUGUUCCCGGGGCACCAAGGGAUAGAAAUUGUCAUGGUGGGACCAGAGUUGAUGAAGGGGCCCAUCAUGAGGCCUCCACUUACAGCCUUUGGGCCAAGGCAGAGAGUCUAUAUCAGUGCCUACGAGGGCCUAUAUCAUCAGUUCUGGGAGGAAGUGGUAGAAAAAGAGGAAGCAGCCAAGCCUGAUCUGGUGGUUGGAUUUCAUCCUGGAUUUGAUGCCAGUCAAGGUUUGGAGCAAGGUUGGCUUCCAACACUCCUACUUCUAAGGGACUACGAAAUCCCUUCUCUUUUCACUGCGCUAAGCGAGGCAGAGAUGACCUACUCGCUGCAGAUCCUGCUGGAGUUGGAGAUGAACAUGAAGGGAAGUGGUGCCAACCCAUUUGCUUCACUCAAACCAGAAGUGGUGGGCUCAUGUCCCAACAAGCCACCUGAUUACGGCAAUUCACAUUACUUUUGUUUUCAAGGUUUAAAAGAGAUUGUGGAGUUUGAAGAACCAGAUGAGGCCUCCAUGUAA